Molecule: messenger RNA, 861 nt
Organism: Colletotrichum gloeosporioides
Lineage: Eukaryota; Fungi; Ascomycota; Sordariomycetes; Glomerellales; Glomerellaceae
Product: Decarboxylase orsB
Exons: 1
Coding region: 1-861 (286 amino acids)
Biological process (GO): secondary metabolic process
Cellular component (GO): cytosol; cytoplasm
Molecular function (GO): carboxy-lyase activity; hydrolase activity
Source: RefSeq, a predicted model, not a curated record
AUGAAAGCCGGCGGGAUUGCUUUCCAGAUUCUAUUCCAUCUCCCCGGUGUGGCCACGAACCGGCCAGAUUUGUGUCGAAGCGCAGAUGAUGAGAUGGCAAAGGCCAUUCGACAGACCCCUCAGCGCUUUGCCGGGUUUGCUGCUCUCCUAAUGGGCGUUCCGGACGUUGCCGUCACGGAACUUCGACGUGCCGUCAACGAGUUGGGAUUUGUCGGCGCGAUGGUCGACAACCAUCUGGAAGACAUGACGCACUAUGACGACAGCCGUUUCUGGCCCGUUUUCGGGGCCGCGGAAGAGCUCGGCGUCCCGAUCUACCUUCAUCCUUCACCUCCAACCCCGGAAAUCUUCAAAUCGCGUUAUCGCGGUAAUUACUCAACUAUGGCGGAAAUAGGUCUGGGGACGGCCUCGUGGGGCUGGCAUGAAGACGUGGGCUUGCAUAUUCUGAAACUCUAUCUUGCUGGGGUGUUUGAAAGUUUUCCCAAGCUCAAGAUCAUCACCAGCCACGUGGGAGAGCUUUUACCUAUGAUGCUUUCCCGAGUUGAGAGUAUGCCAGCCUCCCAAGCUAUGACUGAGAAGGGAUCAAAGUCUAUCAAGGAUGUUUGGCAGGAUAAUAUAUGGAUCACGACGAGCGGCAUUUUCUGUGUCGACACAUUCAAAAUGCUCAAGCAGGUAACGGGGACUGAGCAUAUCCUGUUCAGUGUUGAUUAUCCGUUCGAAUCCAGCAGUAGCGGCAAAAGGUUUCUCGCCGAACUUCUCACAACGAACACGUUGACAGAGGAUGAGGUGGAUAUGAUAUCGCGAACGAAUGCUAUACGCCUCUUGGGUUUGUCGGAAGCAGCCGGUCUCGACCAGUCAGACUAG